Molecule: messenger RNA, 1716 nt
Organism: Gavia stellata (red-throated loon)
Lineage: Eukaryota; Metazoa; Chordata; Aves; Gaviiformes; Gaviidae
Gene: RFC3
Product: replication factor C subunit 3
Exons: 9
Coding region: 24-1094 (356 amino acids)
Biological process (GO): DNA repair; DNA-templated DNA replication
Cellular component (GO): DNA replication factor C complex; nucleus
Molecular function (GO): DNA clamp loader activity; ATP hydrolysis activity; DNA binding
Source: RefSeq, a predicted model, not a curated record
CUGGCGCGCGCUUUUCAACCGCCAUGAGCCUGUGGGUGGACAAGUACCGGCCCGGCUCCCUCGGCAAGCUGGACUACCACCGCGAGCAGGCGGCGCAGCUCCGCAACCUGGUUCAGUGUGGUGACUUCCCUCAUCUAUUGGUGUAUGGACCAUCAGGAGCUGGAAAAAAGACAAGAAUAAUGUGUUUGUUAAGGGAACUAUAUGGUGCAGGAGUGGAAAAACUAAGGAUUGAGCAUCAGAGUAUAACGGCACCUUCUAAAAAGAAAAUUGAAAUUAGUACCAUUGCAAGUAAUUAUCACCUUGAGGUUAACCCAAGUGAUGCAGGAAACAAUGACCGUGUAGUAAUUCAGGAACUUUUGAAGACAGUAGCACAAUCCCAACAGCUUGAGACAAGUACUCAACGAGAUUUUAAAGUGGUGCUGUUAACAGAAGUCGACAAACUCACUAAAGAUGCUCAGCAUGCUUUGCGAAGAACAAUGGAGAAGUACAUGGCAACCUGCAGAUUGAUUCUGUGCUGCAACUCCAUGUCAAAAAUUAUAGGACCUAUUCAAAGCAGAUGCCUGGCUGUACGAGUACCGGCUCCCAGCAUUGAAGAUAUCUGCCAUGUCUUGUCCAGUGUGUGUAAGAAAGAAGGCCUGACUCUUCCUCAGGAACUGGCUCAAAGGCUUGCAGAGAAAUCUGGCAGGAAUCUUCGGAAAGCACUACUUAUGUGUGAGUCCUGCAGAGUACAACAGUAUCCUUUUACUGCUGAUCAAGACAUCCCUGAGAUGGACUGGGAAGUUUAUUUGAGAGAAACUGCAAAUGCUAUAGUCGGUCAACAGACACCACAAAGGCUUUUAGAGGUCCGUGGACGGCUUUAUGAACUCCUGACACACUGCAUUCCUCCUGAGAUUAUAAUGAAGGGCCUCCUGACAGAACUUCUAAAUAACUGUGAUGGACAACUGAAAGGAGAAGUUGCACAGAUGGCAGCCUUCUAUGAACACCGCCUGCAACUGGGCACCAAAGCCAUUUAUCAUCUGGAAGCAUUUGUAGCAAAGUUUAUGGCAAUUUACAAGAAGUUUAUGGAGGAUGGACUAGAUGACAUGAUGUUCUAACUCCGAUGCCCAAAGUCGUACACAGAAUGUUGUGUCAUGAUGCCAGUAAUGUUGCAGAUGUUGUUCACUUGUCCAUGCUUGAUUUGCAUGUGGGUCUAGUUCAAAGUUAAAUUUUAUUUUGCUAUUAAUAUAAACCACAGUGAACUAAAGAACAAUGUUUGUUCAGUUUUAGAAACCAGAUGGAUUGUUCUUUAGAUCGAUACAAAAUACAUUAGCCUUUCAGAAAGACAAGACGUUGCCUUGGAGGAUGUGUAAGAUCAUAGAUGCUUUGCAGUAUUUGUAAGCUGACAUUAAAGAAGAGAGAACAUGGAUGCUGUGUGCUUGCUUUUUGAUUGUUUAUGGGCAAGGCUGUAAGCAAAAGAUGUUUCUUCCAUGUUGUGGUAAGUUCCAGUUUGAACAUGUAUGUUCUGCCUACUGAUUUACAUAUCUCACCGUUUGUCUGGCUUUUAUUUUAGCUACACUGUUUUCCCACAAUGUGCAUAAUGCUGUUCAGGUAAAGACUGUUCCUUUGACUGUGGUUUAACCAAGGGUUGAGGUUUGAACUUUUAACAAUUAUUCUUUCACUGCUUAGACUGAUAUGUGACAUUUUUAAAAUGGCAAAAUAAAUUGUAAAAAUAUGACC